Ornithorhynchus anatinus (platypus) is the source of this 7581-nucleotide messenger RNA. RefSeq names its product HEAT repeat containing 1 (gene HEATR1). NCBI's taxonomy places the organism in Eukaryota, Metazoa, Chordata, Mammalia, Monotremata, Ornithorhynchidae. The transcript is spliced from 45 exons. Gene Ontology annotation, biological process: positive regulation of transcription by RNA polymerase I; maturation of SSU-rRNA from tricistronic rRNA transcript (SSU-rRNA, 5.8S rRNA, LSU-rRNA). Gene Ontology annotation, molecular function: snoRNA binding. Gene Ontology annotation, cellular component: small-subunit processome; t-UTP complex; 90S preribosome. The record is from RefSeq and is a predicted model, not a curated record. The coding region runs from base 75 to 6521 and encodes 2148 amino acids.
AGCACUUCCGGGUCAGAGGGCGCGGGGCUAAGCCCACGCGGGAGCGGCGGAGGCGGCGGCGGCAGUAGACGAAAAUGACGUCCUUAGCUCACCAGCUGAAGCGCCUCGCGGUGCCGCAGACCGACUCCACCCUCUUCUCGCGACACGAGGUGGCCUCUCUGUUGUUCGAAUCCAAGGAAGCCGCGACCGUCGACCGAGACACUUUCUUUGCCAUUGGCUGCAACGGCAUCGAAGAGCUCCUCGGGAUCGAUUCUUCCUUCGAGCAGUUCGAGGCCACGCUGUUCAGCCAGGUGGCCAAGAACCUGGAGCGCAGCGUUCAGACCCAGGCCGUGAACAACCAGCUGGAUGAAAACAUCGGCUUGUUCCUCAUCCACCUGUCGCCUUAUUUCAUGCUCAAGCCAGCCCAGAAAUGCCUGGAGUGGUUGAUUCACAGAUUUCACAUCCAUCUUUACAACCAGGACAGUCUGAUCGGCUGUGUCCUGCCCUACCAUGAGACGAAAAUAUUUGUGCGGGUCAUACAGCUUUUAAAAAUCAGCAACCCGACGCACAGAUGGAACUGGAUGGAGCCGGUGAAGAAUUCCGGAAUCCCCCUGGCCAAGGGGACUUUAAUUACCCACUGCUACAGAGAUCUUGGGUUCAUGGACUUCGUCUGUAGCCUGGUGGCCAAGUCGGUGAAGGUGUUAGCGGAGGAUCCCCAGCACACGGCUCAGUUGCGGGUACUUCUGGCCUUCUACGCCUCCACCGUCGUGUCCGCCCUGGCGUCCGCCGAUUCCGUAUCAGACUCCACCGUCGCCAAGCUGCUCCCCUUCAUCCAAAAGGGCUUGAAAUCCUCCACUGCAGAUUACAGAGCCGCCACCUACAUGAUCGUCUGCCAGCUCUCGGUGAAGGUGCCGUUGGAGGCGACGGUGGUGCACUCCCUGGCCCUGCAGAUCAGCAAAACCUUGGCCAAGAUCCCCUCCCUCGUCAAGGACGGGCUCUGUUGCCUGGUGGUGCUUCUGCAGAGGCAGAAGACGGACGGGCUGGGGAAGAAGCCUUUCAACUACCUGUGUAGCGUUCCCGACCUCGUCCCGACCCUGCGGGAGAUGGCGACGGCCUUCGACAUCUCUCCUCUCCUGCGAUACGUGCUGCCCAUCCUGAUCGGCACCACCUACCGCCACGCCGCCGGAGAAGACUCCAAAGAGGUGGACGGCCAGAGCGACCCCGAAUAUCUAGAAGCAAUACUGAAAGAAAUACCACUGGAAAACAACCUGGACCGUUUGGUAGCCAGCGCUCUUCUAGAAGAGUUUAUCUCCUACGGUUCCGAGAAGAUGGGCGCAAAGAAAGUCGCUACGUUCGACAGACGGCUUCUUCCCCUCGUCAGACUCUUCGAGAGCAAGUACUCUGGGGCGCUGGACUGGGUCUUAGAGAAGCACCUGAAGGAAAUGAGCGACGACGCAAGCAAGCGGAACUGUUUCCACCGGUUUAUCUCUCUCUCCACCGGCGGGGGCAAAUAUCAGAUCGUGGCAGACUCGGCCACCUCCCUGCUGCUCAGCCUCAACCAUCCCUUGGCCACCGUGAGGUUGCUGGCCGUGAAGCAUCUCCGGAGCAUCGCCAAGACGUCCAAGGAGAGCAUCGACGACUCCUUCGUCAGGGAGGCCAUCCUGGCUCGCCUGGGGGACGACAACUUAAAAGUGGUUCUGUCGGCACUGAACGCCUUUAAGGAAUUUAAGGAGCAGUUUAGUCCCGAAGCCACCGUUUCCAGCCUCCUGGGCGUCUUCCAGAGAGCGGAACAAGCGGAGGUCGGGGAAUGGUACGAGAUCCUCGAGUUGGCCGGCAGCAUUUUGGUCAAAGAAGGGAUUCUGAGCCGAGACGCUCCGGCCCCCAACCCGGUGGUGGUCCGCCUGCUCCCUUUCAUGAUCCUGACCAGCUCCGACCCCAGCUCCCCGGAACGGAGACUGGCCUUCCAGCUAGCCGGAUCGGGCAUCUGCUCCCUGCACCCGUUACUCGAAGGCUGGCAAGAAGCUCUCGAGCACGUGCUGAAGACCUCCAGGCCAACGGAGUCGGUGGGCGCGGCCAACCGGAAGAUGGUCCAGCUGCUGGCCGGCAACAUCAGCUCGGGAGACCGCUCUUGGAUGCUGCAGCUGGUGGAAGAUCUGAUUAGCGUUGCCGAGCAGGAGGUCUACGCAGUGAAGCAGAAAAUGACCUCGACCGUGGUCACUUGGGUGCUGGUCGGCUGCUGCUGCUCUUCACGAAAGGAAACCCACUUUCCCUUCGCCCGGAGAGUCCUCGGUCUGCUGGAGAAGAAGAUGAAGCAGCUUGAACACAUCGUGUCCGCGCUGGAAAUCGCCCCCGAGUGGUACUCCGAGUUGACGUCCGACAGCCAGGUGCCGGUGGGGAUGUGGUCCGGCUACCUCGACGGGCUCCGCGAGGGUCAGGUGGUGGCGGCGGAAGACUCGGCGAUGGUCCUGUUCAUGCUGAGGAGCUUUGUGUUGGCCCUGAAGCCUCCGCGGUCGUUCCCCAGAGGCGAGCCGUGGUGGGAUCCGGAGCGCCUGAGCCAAGACGGCCGAGACUACCUACGCAUACUCGUGGGGCUGUUCGAGGUCCUGCUCGGGGGCGGCGGCGCCGUCCACUUCCGACUGCUGAUGCGCCUCUUCCUCAAGGAACACCUGGAGGACUCGGCCGAGCUGUUCACGUUCCUCUCCACCCUGUGGACCUACCGCUGCAGCCUCUCCGACCCGCUGCACUGCUCCGUCAGCGCGGUGCUGCAGGUGCGGGCGCUGUACGCCGGGGGGGCCGUGCUGGCAUCGCAGACGGCCCAGAGGAAAAAGCAGCUGGCGUCCGCCUCCUCUCCAGUGGUGGUGUCCUUGCUGAUCAAUUUGGGCAGCCCCAUCAAGGAGGUGCGGAGGGCCGCCAUUCACUGCCUCGAGUACCUCGACGGAGAGAAGGGGUCUCCGUUCCACGCGGUCGUCCGUCACGUGGUCCAGAAAGCUGAGGAGAUCGUCUCAGAUGCCACCUAUAUCGUCCAGGAUCUGGAGAGCCUCUUCACAGAGCAGCAGGCGGAAAAUCAGCAGAAAUCUCCCCAGAAGCUGUCCGGCCCCCUCAAUCACCUGCUGUCUUGCGUCCACGCCCCCGGCUGUCCGUCCUACAUUGUGAAGAGCCUGUUGAAAAUCCUCCAGGGAGUCAAUAGCGAGGCGGUGCUGUGCCAGCUGCUGCCCACCCUGGACCGGCUGCUGGAGAAGGCGCGGACGGAGCCGGCCGCCGUGCCGGCGGACGAGGCGGCCGUCCUGCAGCUGGCCCUGGCCAAGUUCAACGAGCAUUCGGCCCCGCUCCUCCGCAAGGACCCGCGGAGCCUAGAGCUGUUCGUCAAGGCGGUGCAGACCCCCCAGCAGCCCCGCAAGGGGACCCCCGCCCCCCAGCUCACCGCGCUCGGCCAGAUGACGAAGCCGUUCUUCGCCGCGGUGUCGGACGAGAAGAUUCAGCAGAAGCUGUUGGGCGUGCUCUUCGAUUUACUGUUGAACUGCAAGAGCCCCGUCUGCGCCCAGACCGUCGGCAACGUUUUCAAAGGGAUUUCCGUCAACGCCAAGCAGAUCAGCCUGGAGCUGGAGCUGCCGGACAAGAGCAGGGCCCCGGGGACCGUCCAGCAGGCCAGGAGACAGAAGAUGCAGCAGAAGAAGUCGCCGGACCCGGAGGCGGUCCAGGAGGUCGGCAGCGUCUCCUGGCAGAGGGUGACGCUCAUCUUGGAGCUGCUGCAGCACAAGAAGAAGCUUCAGAGUCCCCAGGCCCUGGUGCCGGCCCUCUUCAACCUCCUCUCCAGGUUCUUGGAGCUUUUGCCGGUGGAGCAGAGAAACCUGGAGUACACCAAGCAGCUGAUCCUGAGCUGCCUGCUCAGCAUCUGCCAGAAGCUGUCCCCGGACGGGGCCCGGAUCCCCAAAGACGUCCUCGACGAAGAGAAAUUCAACGUGGAGCUGAUCGUCCAGUGCGUGCGGCUGUCGGAGAUGCCACAGACGCACCACCACGCCCUCCUGCUCCUCGGGACCGCCGCCACCAUCUUCCCGGAUAAAGUUCUGCACAACAUCAUGCCCAUUUUCACCUUCAUGGGAGCCAACGUCAUGCGCCUCGACGACUCGUACAGCUUCCAGGUCAUCAACAAGACGGUGGAGAUGGUCAUUCCGGCUCUCAUUCAGGCGGACAAGAGGGGCUCGGGGGCCAUCCGGGGGAACCUGGAAGAGAUGGUGGUGAAGAUCAUGAACGUGUUCGUGGACGCCCUGCCCCACGUGCCCGAGCACCGGCGCCUGCCCAUCCUGGUGCAGCUGGUGAACACCCUGGGCGCCGACAGGUUCCUCUGGGCCCUCCUCGCGCUGCUCUUCGAGCAGUACGUGACCAAGACCGUGCUGGUGGCCGCCACCAGAGAGAAGGACACCGUCCUGGAGGCGGACACCGAAUUCUGGAUUUCCAUCUGCUGUAAAUUCAGGGCCGGGCAACAGAUCCAGAGCCUGCUGAACAUUCUCCAGUACCUCACGAAACUGCCGGAGAAUAAAGAGGAAGAGGAGCCCAAAAAGACAAGAUUCCACAAGGCCAAAAGCCAGGCACCGGCCGUGCAGAUCUUCAACGUGGAAACCCACACCAGCAAGCAGCUCCGGCACUUCAAGUUCCUGUCGCUGUCCUUCAUGACGCAGCUCCUCGCCUCCCAGGACUUCAUCGCCAAGGUGGCCGAAUCCGGUUACACCAGACGAGUAAAACGUCUUGAACGGAGGUUCUUAGAAGAAGUUCUCUGUUACAUCAACACGGUGGUCCGCUCCGUGGAGAACAACCAAGACAAGCUGACGGCCAAGUUUUGGCGGGCUCUGCUCAGCAAGGCCUACGACCUGUUGGACAAGGCCAACGCCCUGUUGCCUCUGAAGACCUUCCUGCCCAUGAUUAAAGGGCUGAUGGUGAACAAGCUGCCUUCGGUGCGGCGAAAAGCAAUGGAACUCUUGAAUAACCAGCUGCACCUGCGCCCCAGAUGGUCGAAGGACCAGGUGGAGCUCCUGUUGAAAUUGAUCCCGCACCUCCUAGCCAUCGCGGCGCGGAAGACCGGAGCGGAGGAGGAGGAGGAACAGGCCAUCAACAGGCAGACGGCGCUCUACAGCCUGAAGCUCCUGUGCCGGAGCCUGGGGCCCGAAAACACCAAGUCCUUCGUCCCCGUGCUGGACGCGGUGAUCAGGCUGAUCGCCCAGGAGGGGAAGGAGGAGAGGAACGUGCUGGGCAGCGCGCUGCUCUGCGUGGCCGAGGUCACCUGCACCCUGGGCGCCCUGGCCAUCCCGCAGCUCCCCAGCCUGAUGCCCACGCUGCUGAAGACCCUGGAGCGGUCCGAGGAGCCGGUCUCGAGCGAGGUGUACCUGCUGAGCGCCGUGACGGCCCUCCAGAAGGUCGUCGAGGCCCUCCCGCAAUUCCUCAGCCCCUACCUGCGCGGGAUCCUCUUCCAGGUGGUGCGUGUGAAGAAGAUUACGGAGGGCCUGAGCCCGGCCUCCCAAGCCCACCAGCGCGUACUGGCCCUGGAGGCGGCGCUGGCCACCACUCUGUCGUCCCGGGUCUUCCUGGCCGCCGUCACCGAGUGCUACGAGGAGCUGGAGCAGAAGCGGAAGAGCGGCCUCGGCCCGCUGAUGGGCAUCCUGCAGGAGCACAUCGCCGUCAUGGAGAAGAUCCAGCUCUACUCCCACCAGUCCCAGCUGACCUCCUUCUUCUUGAAAGCCCUGGACUUCCGCGCGAAGCACCCCGAGGAUGACCUGGAGGAGGUGGGGAAAACGGAGGGGGACGUCAUCGGCUGCCUCGUCGCCAUGGUGAUCAAACUCUCCGAAGUCAACUUCCGGCCCCUCUUCUUCAAGCUGUUCGACUGGUCCAAGACGACGCACGCCUCGAAGGACCGGCUGCUGACCUUCUCCCGGCUGGCGGACCGCCUCGCCGACAAGCUCAAGGGGCUCUUCGGCCUGUUCGCCGGCCACCUGGUCAAGCCGUUGGCCGACGCGCUGCACCAGGUCCACCUCUCCAAGACGGAGGAGCCGUUCUUCGACGCCCGGAACCCCGAGAAGAGCUGCCUGCUGCUGCGGUACGUCCUCGGCUGCCUGCACAAGAUCUUCCUCUACGACACCCAGCGCUUCGUGAGCAAAGAGCGGGCCGAGGCCCUGAUGAUGCCCCUGGUAGACCAGCUCGAGAACCUGAUGGGAGGCGAGGAGGCGUUCCAGGAGAGGGUGGCCACCCGCGUCAUCCCCUGCCUCGCUCAGUUUGCCGUGGCCAUGGCCGACGACUCGCUCUGGAAGCCCCUCAACUACCAGAUCCUGCUGAAGAUGCGGCACGCGGCCCCGAAGGUGCGGUUCGCCGCCCUGUUGGCCGUGCUGGAGCUGGCCGAGAAGCUGCGGGAAAACUACGUGGUGCUGCUCCCCGAGUCCAUCCCCUUCCUGGCCGAGCUCAUGGAAGACGAGUGCGAAGAAGUAGAACAUCAGUGCCAGAAGACCAUCCAGAGGUUGGAGAUCAUCCUGGGAGAGCCGCUACAGAGCUACUUCUAGCCCCUAAGAGACAUGUCCAAAAACCCAGAAAAGCGAAAUUCCUCCGCUCGGGCCGGCGGCCUCGUCUCCCCCACCCGCGAGCGCCGGCGGGGAGGGCUCGGCGGCCGCCGUGGAGAACGACCCCGCGGGAGCGGGACCCAGCGCGAGGGGACGCCCGUUUCCUCAAGUCAGCGGGAGGCCCGCCCGGCGAGGGGGUCCCGGCGAGCGGCCGUGGGCCCGCCCGGUUGCCGGACCGGCCCCCUUGCCCCGGCCGAGACCCCGGCCGCGUCGGCGCGCCCAGGUCGGCUCCCUGGGGACGCGGGGUCCGCCUCCUUCCGGAGGACGUGAACGGACGGUUCCCGGGUCCCCGCCCGGGUUCCCCGCGGACACGCGCCCCGGCGGGGCUCGGGUCAGUCACGGCCUUCGGGGAUCUGUGGCAAGACUGCGGCAAGGGACCGUGUCCCCCUCCGCCCAAGACGGAGCCCCGCCCCGUUUCAGGUCCGAGCGGCUCCGAAGGCAGGCCCCAUCCCGCAGCCCCGCGGGGACCGGGUUCCGGAAAACCUUCCCCGACCGACCGGGCCGCCUCGCUCUCCUGGCCCUCUCCCCGUCUGCGAUUCGAAGAGCGGACACCGGCUUCCCUCCGCCUUUUAGGCUCGCUUCUUUAUAUUCCCAAAGCCAGCCGCGCCGUCGAACCGACUCCGCCACCCUCCCAAGGAAGGACAGUCUAGCCGACGGCGGCGAUCUCUCUAGGGUUUUAUUUUUGACAGUGAGUGCUCCGGGAAGGGUCAGUGCUGACAGGUCUUCCCCGGACCGGAUCCGUGGGACAUUCCGCAGGCGAGCCAGCAGCGAGAGAGCGACGCGACGGAGGGACGUCGUCCGCGCCGCGCGCGUCUUUUAUACGCGAGGCCUCCGCUGUGCCGUUUUAGGCGCCGGCUUCCCGUCCCGCGGGGCCUCGCCGCUCGGACCCCCGCCCGCUCGGCGGACGAGCGAGUUACCCCGGUCCCGGGGGCGGGCCGCCUGGAUCCGCGGGGGGCUGGGGGAGCGCGGCGUCUCGGGGGCAUUAAAGAGAGUCGUGGCCGUC